GAGUUAGUAAACGAGACAAACGGUGGUUCCUCAUCCAUUAGAAGCCAGCAACCCUCCGCCAGAAAGUCUACCGAUGCAAGGCUGCCUCGAUUAACACCUAGCGUCUGUAAGUCGUUUUUGCUAUUAGCGGAUAGAACUGCGUUGUGGUUGUGGUUGGAAACCAUGUCUUUACUGGCAGUCGUUGCGGAUUGUUCGAAACCUCUUGUAUUAAUUUAAUGCAUACGACAGUCCACCUGACCAAGCGCGCCAUUCCUCUUCCUCACAUCCCAAGCAUUGCCCAGGAAAGUAAUGAAAAGAAAAUGGAAAAAGCCGGUCAGACUUCCAUCGACACCCACCCCGCCCGAGCGCCCGAAGGCAAGACCUCGAGAAAAGCCGGGGUACAGAUCAUCGCCACUCUCUAUACAGCUGUAGCUCAAAGAGCCAACAACCGCCACCUUUGCAGGCAGGUCGAGAGUAAAAAAACAUAAAGCCUCACUGUAGGGUGCCGAGGAUAUCGAUCAUCAACCCGGGUGGGAUCUGUGGCUCCUUUAGGGAACACAAAAGAGGACAACUACUAUAGAAAUGAUUCUCUGAAGUAUUGUCGCUUGGAG
Messenger RNA from Thermothelomyces thermophilus ATCC 42464, 590 nucleotides. RefSeq lists its product as uncharacterized. The transcript has a single exon. Bases 300 to 467 code for a protein of 55 amino acids. Lineage: Eukaryota; Fungi; Ascomycota; Sordariomycetes; Sordariales; Chaetomiaceae. The record is from RefSeq and is a predicted model, not a curated record.